Molecule: messenger RNA, 2062 nt
Organism: Cantharellus anzutake
Lineage: Eukaryota; Fungi; Basidiomycota; Agaricomycetes; Cantharellales; Hydnaceae
Exons: 7
Coding region: 310-1830 (506 amino acids)
Source: RefSeq, a predicted model, not a curated record
UGCAUCAAAUUUGAGAGGAGCGAAGCCUGUCUGGUUUUGAUACUACAACAGUUGGCAUGAAAAUACGCACAACAAUGCAUCCGGAAUACCAGUAAUCCUAUAUCCGUACUUGCAUCUGUGACAAAAGAGAGUGCUUCACGGCCUUGCAUCCCAAGUUGCUGUUGCGCUAAAGGCGACUAGAAGGGGCACGAUGUCGGUCAAUGAUUGUUUGUAUUGACGCCGACGCAUCAUGGCGUUGAACCAAACAGAGGACAACUUCAGUUGUGACACCAUCAGAUAAACACUUUGAACCGUUCUUGAAGCUACAAGAUGCUGUUCCCUUUCACUUUUACGUCUCUUCUUCCUGAUACGCUCAACCCCUUUAGCUAUCUAUACUCUACGAUGUCUUCAGGUAGUCAGCAAGCGGACCCAGAUCAGAGUUGGGCAGUGGUCACCCAUCGUGGCGAUCCACACAGACGACCACACCGCCCUCCUAGAUGCGCUUUUCGCGAAUCACGCGAUCAUACGUAUAGUCCUCCGCGUCAAGUUGGAUACAAACGAGGAUGGGAGCCGUCCAUUGCACCUUCAACCACUGCAAAGAUGAAUUCGCGUUUCGCCGCAGGGGAUUUCGACACGCCGUCCAAGUAUCUUCACGCAGCUUCUCGACCGCGGAAGAGGUAUGGCAGAUCAGAAGCCAACCGCAUUUCAGACCCUGAACCCCCCAACAAACGCCGACGUCUCGGGGAGACGAUCAUCUCGACAGCGCUGAGCGCUGCGUUAAUCGGUACAGCAGUAGGUCUCACUGCUUACAGGCUUUGGCGAGACCGCGGCAAAGUUACAGAAUUCACUCCAGCCGAGGAUAUCCAUCGUCCACCUCCACCCCCUUACGAGGAGACCCGGCAAUGGACAGCUGAACCCCCUGUGGAUGAACGGCCGGCCCCUCCAAUCGAGCAUCCACCUGCCGUUGAUGCACCAAAGGUUGAAGCUCCUCGUCCCCCUUCCCCCACGCCGUCAACGGCAACGUCUGCCACUGCCGUAUCUGUCUCAGCUCGAUCCGAAACGAAGUCCCCCCAAAAACCUCGGCCGCAGACACCAAAGAAAAAGCCGACUCGUCCCAAGAGACUCACUGUCCGAAGGUCUUCGCCGGCCCUCCGUUCCCAGACUUCUUUCAUGAGCAUGGCAGCAAUGGAAGAGCCUCUUGCUGCCGACGACGAAGAUCAUGACGAGGUGGACGAACAUAUGGAUUGGAUGAGCGAGCGUCUUCGUGGCCUCAUUGAGCAGGGAAAACAAGCACUCGGCAAAGAAAUCGUGAUCCAAGAUGACACCGUCGGUAUGGUUGAUGAGCACACUGGCCUCGAAGACGACGGCUCUCAUGACUGGGAAGACGAUCAUGCUGCUCCUAAAAUCACACCCCCCACUCGCCAUGCCCCAUCGUCCUUCCGUAACCCUCACAAGCGUGCAGCCCCUCCUUCCUCUUUUUCUGCUCCUGGUUCCCGCACCCUCUCCCGUCAGACCUCCAUGUACGGAAUGAACUCUGACGCCCCCCGUUCCCUCUCCCGCAUGCCUUCCACUGUAUCACUGAACCGAGCCUCAAUUCGCGCGAGUGCCCCCCCAACGAUUGUGGACCGUAACCAGUACUGUCCCCCUCCUUCCCUCUCUCGCAUGUCUUCUACUGCAUCACUGAACCGCGCCUCGAUCCGCGCAAAUACUCCCUCAACAAUUGCGGACCGUAACCAGUACUGGCAACACCCUUCGACUCAUACCGUCGACGAUGACAUCAGCGGCGCAAGUCCUGAGUUGCGUGGAUUUAUGGAGGAGGCACGAAAAGCGAGACAAGGGGCAGCCUCGUAGCCAGGCUCACUAGACCGUUGAUCGGUCAGGUGGCAUGAUCCUCUCCCGAUAUUCGCUGCUCAGAAUGCCGAAGUCAACCACUCCUUAACAACCCGUUCGCCUCGCUCACAUCUUUUUCGUGAGCUUGCUCUGCCGUAUUUAUCACAUACGCUUAUUCGCCAACGACCUUGACACGACCCUUGGACGCCAGCAUCUUAAUUUUCGCUCAUCCAAAUGCAUAUCACCUCUUCAA